GGCCAACAACCCAAUUGUUUGUUUGCCGUGAGCUUGCUUUACCUCUGGAUCUCUUCUCUGGCUCCUACUUGGCAGACGAUCUUAGCUGGUGCUUACUGAGCCUCCUGCUUUUUUGCUGUGGAGUUUGUUGGCAGGCAGACCGAGAGAGAGAAAGUGAGAGGGAGAGCUCCCCGUUCGUUGCGACUGUUCCGUUUCCAUACGGCAUAUCUAUCGCACCAAUCCGGAUAUAUUUUCAUAUCCUCGCAAGUCCAACAUGGUCGUCUUCGAUAACCACGAGUAUCUCACCGAGGAGGAGCGGAGGCUCAAGGAGGACCGCGACCGCACCAAGUAUUGGAAGAAAUGGGGCCCUUAUGUCGCCGAGAGGCAAUGGGCGACUGUGCGAGAGGAUUACAGCGCAGACGGCGAUGCAUGGAGUCAUUUCCCGCACGAUCACGCCCGGUCUCGCGCAUACAGAUGGGGUGAAGACGGCAUCGCUGGUGUUUGCGACACCCAUGGCUACCAGAACAUUGCCUUUGCGUUCUGGAACGAGAAGGACCCCUUUCUCAAGGAGCGCCUGUUCGGCUUGUCCAACCCCCAAGGGAACCACGGCGAGAGCAUCAAGGAGGCUCAUUUUCACCUGGACAAUACACCGACGCACUCGUACAUGAAAUAUCUGUACAAAUACCCGCAAAAGGCAUUCCCCUAUGAGGAUCUUCUCAUCGAAAAUGCGAAGCGAGGCAAGGACGAUAAGGAAUACCAGAUUCUUGACACCGGCGUGUUCGACGAGGACCGCUACUGGGAUAUCUUCAUCGAGACCGCCAAAGAAGAUGACGACCCCGACGAGCUCCUGUUCCGUGUCACUGCCUGGAACAGAGGCCCCGAGCGUGCGCCCCUCCACAUCAUCCCCCAUGUGUGGUUCCGCAACACCUGGUCUUGGGGCCGCGAGCCUGCCGAGAACAGGCCUUCCAUAGGUGUUCACGACGAGUACCUGCUCAAGUCGAAGCAUCACCAACUGGGAGACCGCUACGUCCUUCUGUCUCCAUCUCCCGGUGUCGGCCCUAGCGGGGAAGAUGUCCAGCCUGAGCUGCUGUUCACUGAAAACGAGACUAACUUUGAGAUGCUGUACGGGGGCAAAAACGAGUCACAAUACGUCAAGGACGCGUUCCACCGCCACAUUGUCAACCAAGAAAAGGGUGCGGUCAACCCGGCUCAAAUUGGCACCAAGGCGGCUGCUCGGUUUACAUUCAACGAAGCGGGUGGUGUUGACCCCGGCGAGUGCGCAGUCGUUCGGUUCCGGUUUUCGAAGAAACCCGAGACAUACCUCGACGAGGAAGAGUUUGACGAUAUCAUCGAGAAGAAGCGUGAGGAGGCCGAUGACUUCUACUACCACAUCAGUCCUCUACCAAUGGCAGACGACCUCCGCAACAUCCAGAGACAAGCCUUUGCAGGCAUGAUGUGGUGCAAACAGCAUUACCUCUUCAUCUGGGAGGAGUGGGCAAACGGUGACCCGGUCCAGCCGCCGCCGCCGCCCGGUCGGAAAGGCAUUCGCAAUGCUGCGUGGAGACACCUUCACUGCGACGACAUCUUGUCAAUGCCCGACUCUUGGGAGUAUCCCUUCUUUGCCGCGUGGGACACCAGUUUUCACUGCAUCACCCUGGCCAUGAUCGACCCGGAUUUCGCCAAGAAGCAGCUGGAUCUCUUUACCCGCGAGUGGUACUGCCAUCCGAAUGGCCAGCUCCCUGCCUAUGAAUGGAAUUUCAGUGAUGUCAACCCUCCAGUGCAUGCUUGGGCAACAUUCCGCGUCUUCAAGAUCGAGCGUAAGCUCUACGGAAGGCAGGAUCUUGAUUUCCUUGAAAGAGUGUUCCAGAAGUUGCUCCUCAACUUCACAUGGUGGGUAAACCGGAAGGACGUCGAGGGUAAGAACGUCUUUGAGGGAGGCUUCCUCGGACUGGACAACAUCGGCCUGUUCAACCGCUCGGAGCCGCUACCCACAGGCGGUACCCUGGAGCAAGCAGACAGCACAGGCUGGAUGGCCUUCUACUGCCUCAACAUGCUCAACAUCGCCCUGGAGCUGGCCAAGCACCGGCGCAUCUACGAGGAUAUUGCGACCAAGUUCUUCGAGCACUUCAUCUUGAUUAGCGACGCCAUGACUUUCCGGAUGGGCGAAAAGGAGGCGCAGUCGCUCUGGAACGAGCAGGACGGCUUCUACUACGAUGCCAUUUCGUGGGGCGGUCCCUGGAUCCAACAGCUGCCCGUCCGGUCUCUAGUUGGCCUGAUUCCUCUGUAUGCGACCCUCACCCUGGAGCCGGAGCUCAUCAACAGGCUUCCCGCCUUCAAGAAGCGCGUGGAGUGGUUCAUGAACAACCGCUGCGAUGUAGCCGAGCGGACAAUGCACAGCAUCCGUACCCGCGGCAGGGGUAACAGAAUUCUUCUGUCCCUCGUGAACAAGGAGCGGCUCGUCAAGAUCCUCGAACGCAUGCUGGAUGAGGACGAGUUCUUCAGUCCGCACGGUAUCCGCUCCUUGUCUAAAUACCACAAGGAGCACCCCUACUCCAUGGAGGUAAACGGGCAGGUCUUCAAGGUUGGCUACGUUCCUGGUGAUUCGGACAGCGGCCUCUUCGGCGGCAACAGCAACUGGCGAGGGCCGAUCUGGCUGUGCGUCAACUUCCUUCUCGUUGAAUCGCUUCAGCGCUUCUACCUCUUCCAUGGGCAGAACCUGCAGGUCGAAUGUCCCGUGGGCUCGGGCGACUACAUCCACCUGGGCCAUGUUGCGGAGGAGAUCCAACACCGUCUCCAGCACCUCUUUGCGCGCGACAACGAAGGCCGCCGCAGCAUCAACGGCGGCAACGACACGCUCGACUUUGACCCGCACUGGAGGGACUACCUCUGGUUCUACGAGUUCUUUGACGGCGACACGGGCCGCGGACUCGGCGCGACACACCAAUGUGGCUGGACUGGCCUCAUUGCCCGCAUGAUCCACGACACUGGCGUAAACUGCCGCCUCCCGCAGACACCGCGCACCCCGCGCGCUGGCAUGUCGCACUACUUCGACGACAUCAUCCACCGCAGCGCCCAACCGCCCGGCGCGCAAACCCCCAACAUGCUGUCCCCCACGACGCCCCGCCUCGGCCUCCGCCGCAGUUCGACGAGCCGCUCACUCGCGGCGAGGAGCGACUACAGCGUGAAUGGGUAUGACACCGGGGCGGAGGAGAGCGGUGACGAGACGCCUGGCGCCUCGAGGCCGCACAAUGGUGGCAGGAGGGGCUCGGUCAACCCCAGCCUGCUGCACGAUCCCGAGCGGGCCAAGGAGAGGGCUGAGGCGGAUGCGCAUCUGCAUUCGUAUAUUAGCCAGCAGUUGGAGAGGGUGCGGAUGGAGCGGGGGGAUGGGGAGGAGGAGGUGGAUGAGCUUGAGACGACGCCUUGAUGUUACUUGGGCUUGGGUGGUGGCUGGUUUUGGUAAUCGAUAGCGGAGAGCGGUGGGUUUCUGGGGUUUGUUUGUGGUUGGGUGAGAUGUGAUAGACAGGCUGAGACAGCUGAGACAGGUAUAUAGAUCAGA
Messenger RNA from Parathielavia appendiculata, 3535 nucleotides. RefSeq lists its product as uncharacterized. Gene Ontology annotation, molecular function: Glc3Man9GlcNAc2 oligosaccharide glucosidase activity. The record is from RefSeq and is a predicted model, not a curated record. Gene Ontology annotation, biological process: oligosaccharide metabolic process; protein N-linked glycosylation. The coding region runs from base 254 to 3403 and encodes 1049 amino acids. The transcript is spliced from 9 exons. Lineage: Eukaryota; Fungi; Ascomycota; Sordariomycetes; Sordariales; Chaetomiaceae.